This is a messenger RNA of Ostertagia ostertagi, 579 nucleotides long. The record is from the annotation of a GenBank genome assembly. Lineage: Eukaryota; Metazoa; Nematoda; Chromadorea; Rhabditida; Trichostrongylidae.
GAUAAUCUCCCGUUAGGGUGCACAGCAGAAAAAAUCGGCCGUUUCGCACGAAAAUUCGGAACAGUUGUAGAGGUUCGAGUACCGAGGUCAUCAUCCAGACCAGUUUCAUCUAGCUACGGAACCAUAGAAGUCGGAAAGCAUUCACGUUCCUUUGCGUUUCUGCAAUUCACUGAACCUGAGGCUUGCAAAAGCAUGUGUGAGGCGUACGCGUGCAAAGCUGUACCCGAGAGAAAUAAGGAAGAAUGUCCGCUGUUGGUCCCGCUUCUCCAACGCCUACUUUUCCAUAUUAGAGCAAGACGGAGAAGAAAGCGAAGAAGCGAAGUAGGACCGCAUACUGUGAUUGGAUCUCUCAGCGAUUACUUCGCAAAGAUACAAGUGUUCUCUUUCGCCCGUUAUAUGGAGCUCAGAAAGGAGUACAUUGCUUUACGUCGACAAUCGGAUAGUCAAGCUAGUAGGCUCACUAGAAAAGACAGUCGGUUUUCAGAAUUCGCAUCUCGUCUCUGUGAUGGAAAGCUGGGACGUAAGCUGGAGUCGUAUCGAGAUUGCUACUGGAACGCAGACAUGGCAGAAGAAGAGUGA